Caenorhabditis briggsae is the source of this 981-nucleotide messenger RNA. Lineage: Eukaryota; Metazoa; Nematoda; Chromadorea; Rhabditida; Rhabditidae. The transcript has 5 exons. The record is from RefSeq and is a predicted model, not a curated record. The coding region runs from base 1 to 981 and encodes 326 amino acids.
AUGAAAACUCUUAUACUUUGGCUGCUGGUAACGCAGCCAUUCAUGACAGCGUUAGCAAACUCUGAAUGUCAUUCAGUUUAUUCUCGCGAAUGUUGGCCGAGAAAAAUUCAGGAAAUGGUUGGAAUGAUGGCCGGAGAAGAUAUCGAAAGAUACAACUGUUCUGGAAAAACCGAAAUGCAAUGGAUGGAAACCGGAAAAACAAGCAUUGUAUGGGGAGUAUACUAUAUAGCGACUGGACUGUUUUUCCAAAUUAUUGGAUGGCCAAUUCUAAUGAUACUCAUUUUCAAAAUGGACGGACUGACAGUUCACAGAAUUCUUGCUUUUAUUGGAUUUGUCGGAAUCACAGAAAUAUGGGGAAAUUCCAUCUGGCCUGGGAUUUCUGUAAUAAUGGGUACAGUUUAUUGUUCGCAUCCCUUUGUUACAACUUUCUUCGGAAAGCUCACAAUGGUGCAAUGGGUUCUUGGGUCUACUACUGCUAUCUUUCUCGGAAUACAUCGUCUUUCCAACUUGUUCACUAAAAAUAGGACCGAAAACAAUUGGAAGACGAUUGGAUGGUUUUCACUUUUCGUAGUCUACUCUCUCUAUGGAUCCUUGUUUUACGACACUGUAUUAUUCAAUUCUCGUUAUAUGGCACCUCUUCUGAAUCCUCAGAUCGACCCACAAUCCACGGACUACACCAACUACUUUCUUCGCUUCCAUAACAUAACCGUUUCGAUUGCCUUGGUUCUUAUCUAUGGUAUUAUUGCUGCUAUUUGGAGUAGACGCGAGAUAGUGGUCUCAUCAAGCUAUGUAUCGCGUACUCAGGCAAGCAUUCUGAUACAAUCACUCAUAAUCUCAGCCACCUACGCUGUACCAGCAAUCUUCUUCGAUCUCAUGUAUUACAUAAAAGACUGUCCUGCGUCGUUUACUAUGGCUGCCGACUUGUCAUACCAAUUGAGUGGAGGUGAAAUUUUGAAGCCAUACGGAACUAUGGUUCUCUAA